Molecule: messenger RNA, 3899 nt
Organism: Falco peregrinus (peregrine falcon)
Lineage: Eukaryota; Metazoa; Chordata; Aves; Falconiformes; Falconidae
Gene: TTC13
Product: tetratricopeptide repeat domain 13
Exons: 21
Coding region: 1785-3872 (695 amino acids)
Molecular function (GO): protein binding
Source: RefSeq, a predicted model, not a curated record
AAGGUUUGUGCAGGUGAAUUACGUGCUAAUUAUUAGCACUGAAUGUUUUGACACUAAACUGAUGAUUCCUUAGUGAUGCAUUAAUUUUAAAGUGAUCCCAGUAAGCCUGAAAAUACAGUGAGUUUUCUCUGGUCACGCAAAGAAAAUAUGUAUCUCUCUUCCUAAAAAUCUUUUCUGCUUUGUUCACUAGAACUCUUCACCGUGACUGCUUAAGCAGGUGUCCAAAAACCAUUUUGAUUAAUCUUGUUAAACAGUCUCAGCUACUUCCUCCUUCCCUUUUUCUGUCAUUAUUGAUGACUAAAACUAUUAAAACACCCAGAAGAUUUUACCAAUGCUUUCUAUCAAGGUAGAUCUUGGAUUAGUCUUCCCCUCUCUAUGUACUCUUCCAAUAAACACUUAUAAACAGCAGGAAGGCUUUCUGAAUUAUGUCCUUACACAGGCUGCUACUUGACAUUUUUUCAAAGCACACUCUGCAGAAAAUGGAAGCAAUGGGAAACACUUUUCUCAAAUUACUUGGAGUUACUUGCAUUGCUUCUCCAAAUGUAUCCUUUGUAGGAAGCAGGAUACUAUAAGGCAGCAAAGAGAUUGUUAAGGAUGUAUGUCAAAGAAGGCAGCAGACUGUCUGUUAUAUAAAAGCAAAGGGAGACUGUACUCAUUAAAUUGCUUAAUGAAAUUAAAAUGAUUGUUUUAAAUUGUCAGCAAUUUUUCUGUGACAUAAUUUCUGCCUUCACAAAUUUGCCCAGGAAAAUUUGGGAGCUUAAUCAUUUUUCAUGCUCAUAGCAUACUUAAAUAUGUUCAUAAAAUCCUGCAAAUACUGAAAUUCCAUCCAACAGAAAAUGUCUGAUGCUUUUAGUAUCUGCUCUGUAGCCUUGGAAGACUAUGCCAGAAGGAAGGUCUGUUUCCUCAUUUUUGGCCUGUAGGCUGGCACCUCCCUACCCACUUUAUUUCAAGUAUGUCAUGUGAGGAGCCUGGGUCCUUCUUGUUUAUGCGUUUUACUUUUAGUUGUUCUAAGAAAAAUGUGAAUGGGGUGUUCUGAACAGUGUUGGUACCCAAAUACUUGGGCUAAUGGACAAUUGUUAACUCCUAGAUUUUUUUUUUUUGUAAUAAAGUACUUAUUUUUAUUUUUGUAGUAUUCAAUUAAAGGUGAAAAGAUUUAAAAGAUGUUAUUUUAAAAGAAGCUGAUGCUAUAUCAGCUACUAGUUGCCAAUAACUUGCAAUAGUUUUACAGACAUAGUCUUACGACCUCCUGUGUUUUGCCAGGAGUCUUGGAUUAACAGAAUAAACUCUAUCAGCAAGACCAUGAGUCGUCUUUGUCUUGCUUCCUCCAUUUUUUUCCUUAAUACUGUCUUUAUGUGUCAAGUGUUCUGUAUUUGGGGAUUGGAGCUGUAAAGAUGAUACUAAGAACUGUGUAGUCUUGGACGAUACUGAAAUGAGGAAAGUUCAAGAGCUCUUCAACCUAUCCUUCACCCUGCCAGUUUUCUUUCCUUCAUUGGCAGUGCUAUAUAUCUGUACCAAGUGAAGCUUUUUUUGUAUUGAGGAAAAAGCUUAUAUUGCACACAAAUACUGCCUUCUGCAUAAUAGGAAUGCUCCAAGAAUGAGACAAUCUUUGGAUUAAAUAUAUGUCUUAUUUCUCUUUCAUUUAACUUUUUUCCUUCUUUAAUGAACAGAGCUUAGCAACACUGCCAAAACAACAAUGUGGCUCUGCCUGCAGGAAGGUUAAGUCAAUUGCCUACGUGUUGAUUGGCAACAGCUUGUAUGAUGAAGCCAUACGACAUUUUUCAACAAUGCUGCAGGAAGAACCGGAGCUGGUUAGUGCAAUUUAUGGACGAGGGAUAGCAUAUGGAAAAAAAGGACUACAUGAUAUGAAAAAUGCUGAACUCGCUCUGUUUGAGCUCAGUAGGGUGAUUAGUCUAGCACCAGAUCAUCCUGAAGUAUUUGAACAGCGAGCAGAAAUAUUGUCCCCACUAGGACGAAUCAGUGAAGCAUUAUCUGAUCUCACCAAAGCUAUUCAGCUGCAACCAUCAGCACGGCUCUACAGGCACAGAGGUACCCUUUACUUCAUAUCUGAGGAUUACGCAACAGCCCAUGAAGAUUUUCAGCGCUCAUUGGAACUGAACAAAAAUCAGCCUAUAGCUAUGCUUUAUAAAGGCUUAACGUUUUUUCACAGAGGACUUUUGAAGGAAGCCAUUGAAUCAUUCAAAGAAGCUCUGAAGCAGAAAGCAGACUUCAUAGAUGCAUAUAAAAGUCUGGGACAAGCCUACAGAGAACUUGGCAACUUCGAUGCUGCUACAGAAAACUUCCAGAAGGCUUUGCUGCUAAAUCAAAAUCAUGUUCAGACGUUACAGCUCAAAGGAAUGAUGCUUUAUCAUCAUGGGAGCUUAGAUGAAGCCCUAAAGAAUUUUAAGAGGUGUUUACAGCUAGAACCAUACAAUGAAGUAUGCCAAUACAUGAAAGGUCUCAGCCAUGUUGCAAUGGGACAGUUUUAUGAAGGUAUAAAAGCUCAGACUAAAGUUAUGUUAAAUGAUCCACUACCCGGUCAGAAGGCCAGCCCAGAAUAUCUGAAAGUGAAAUACCUCCGAGAGUAUUCUAGAUACUUGCAUGCACAUUUGGAUACUCCCCUUGCAGAGUAUAAUAUUGAUAUAGAUCUUCCUGGAAAUUUCAAGGACCACUGGGCCAAAAAUCUUCCUUUUCUUAUAGAAAAUUAUGAGGAACAGCCAGGGUUACAGCCACAUAUAAAAGAUGUGUUAUUUCAGAAUUUUGAAAGCUAUAAGCCUGACGUGCAAGAACUUGUAUGUGUGGCUGAUCAUCUGGGUUCCAUGAUGCAGUAUGAGACACCAGGAUUUCUUCCAAAUAAAAGAAUACAUAGAGCAAUGGGAUUGGCCACUUUAGAAGUAAUGCAAGCUGUGCAGCGGACUUGGGCAAACUCAAAAGUUCGUAUGAAUGGGAAAACCAGACUGAUGCAGUGGAGAGAUAUGUUUGAUAUUGCUGUGAAGUGGCGAAGGAUAGCUGACCCUGACCAGCCUGUGCUUUGGUUGGACCAAAUGCCUGCCCGAAGCCUUAGCAGAGGUUUCAAUAAUCACAUUAACUUAAUCAGGGGACAAGUCAUUAACAUGCGGUACCUGGAAUAUUUUGAGAAAAUUCUUCAUUUUAUUAAAGAUAGGAUCCUUGUUUAUCAUGGUGCUAAUAAUCCAAAAGGACUAUUAGAGGUUCGAGAAGCUUUGGAAAAGGUACAUAAAGUAGAAGAUCUUCUUCCCAUAAUGAAGCAGUUUAACAGUAAAACAAGAGAUGGGUUUACUGUGAACACAAAAGUCCCCAGCCUUAAGGAUCAAGGGAAAGAAUAUGAUGGCUUCACAAUCACAAUAACAGGAGAUAAAGUGGGGAACAUACUAUUUUCAGUAGAAACCCAGACAACAGAAGAGAGAACACAGCUGUAUCAUGCAGAAAUAGAUGCGCUAUAUAAGGAUCUAACAGCUAAAGGAAAAAUUCUAAUUCUGUCUGCAGAGCUGGGGGAAGUAGAUGCUGUUUGCAAUUUGAUCCUGUCAUUAGUUUAUUACUUCUAUAAUUUAAUGCCACUUUCGAGAGGAUCUAGUGUGAUAGCUUAUUCAGUGAUCAUGGGAGCACUAAUGGCAAGUGGGAAGGAAGUAUCAGGAAAAAUCCCUAAAGGAAAGCUGGUUGAUUUUGAAGCAAUGACAGCACCAGGGUCUGAAGCUUUUAGCAAGAUAGCAAGGAGCUGGAUGAAUCUAAAAAGUAUUUCACCUUCUUACAAGAGCCUGCCAUCAGUAUCGGAGACAUUUCCAACCCUGAGAACGAUGAUUGAAGUACUAAAUACAGACUCGUCUCAUUGUUUAAAAAAAACUAUAGUUGUUGUAUGAUUUAUACAAAUAAAAGGCCAAGAGGUA